Molecule: messenger RNA, 3032 nt
Organism: Notechis scutatus (mainland tiger snake)
Lineage: Eukaryota; Metazoa; Chordata; Lepidosauria; Squamata; Elapidae
Source: RefSeq, a predicted model, not a curated record
UGCAGCCAUUUUUUAAAACCACAAUGAAACUAAUUCAUUAAUAUGAAUCUUGUAGACAGAGGAUCCCAAGAAGAGCACUCUGGAUUCAAGAGGGGCUUGAAUCAAAGCCCCACCAGUUAGAGAUUUUUGACCUCCUGAAGAGUCCAAGUUCAUAAGUGUUGAAAAACCCCCACAGUCUGUCUAUUGUGGGGGGAAAACACAGAUUGCCAAUCACACCUGAUUAUGCAUGAGGGAAUCUACACCACAAAAAAUACUCAAAAUGCUUGGAAUGUGGCCAACACUUUACUCAGAACAACUUCCUCAUGGCAGCACCCACACUGGAGAGACAUUCUACCAGUGCUCCCAAUGUGGCAAAAAGUUUAGCACACGCACCAAUCUGGUCAGACAUAAGAAGACACACACUAGGGAAAAACCCUUUGAUUGUCCUGAUUGUGGGAAAAGUUUCACUCAGAAUUCUGACCUAGUGAUACACCAGAGGACACACACAGGAGAGAAACCAUAUGUGUGUCUAGAGUGUGGGAAAAGUUUCAAUAAUAAUUCUAACCUUGCGAAACACCAGAGGACUCACACAGGAGAGAAACCAUAUGAGUGUCUAUACUGUGGAAAAAGUUUCAGUCGGAAUUCUUACCUGGUGAUACACCAGAGGACUCACACUGGUGAGAAACCGUAUGACUGUUCGGAUUGUGAGAAAAGUUUCAAUAAUAAUUCUAACCUUGUGAAACACCAGAGGAGUCACACACGAGAGAAACCAUAUGAGUGUCCAGAUUGUGGGAAAAGUUUUAUUAAUAAUUCCAGCCUUGUGCAACACCAGAGGACUCACACAGGAGAGAAACCAUAUGAGUGUCCGGAUUGUGGGAAAUGUUUCAGUAAGAAUUCCAAUCUAGUCAUACACCAGAGGACUCACACGGGUGAAAAACCAUAUGAGUGCCUGGAUUGUGGGAAAAGUUUCAGUCAGAACUCUUACCUCGUGAUACACCAGAGGACUCACACAGGAGAGAAACCAUAUGAAUGUCCAGAGUGUGGGAAAGCUUUUAGUUGGAAUUCUGACUUGGUGAGACACCAGAGGACUCACACAGGAGAGAAACCCUAUGAGUGUCCGGUUUGUGGGAAAAGUUUCAGUUGGAAUUUUGACCUGGUGAGACAUCAGAGAAUUCACACAGGAGAAAAACCAUAUGAAUGUCCAGUUUGUGGGAAAAGUUUCAAUCAUAAUUGUAACCUUGUGCAACACCAAAGUACCCACACAGGAGAGAAACCAUAUGGGUGUUCAGAUUGUGGGAAAGCUUUCAGUUGGAAUUCUGACCUGGUGAAACACCAGAGGACUCACACAGGAGAGAAACCAUAUGUGUGCCCAGAUUGUGGGAAAAGCUUUAGUCAUAAUUCCUACUUGGUUAUACACCAGAGAACUCACACUGGGGAGAAACCGUAUGAGUGUCCAGAUUGUGGGAAAAGUUUCAGUAAUAAUUCUAACCUUAUCAAACACCAGAGGACUCACACAGGAGAGAAACCAUAUGAGUGUCUAUACUGUGGGAAAAGUUUCAGUCAGAACUCUUGCCUGGUGAUACACCAGAGGACUCACACGGGUGAGAAGCCAUAUGAGUGUCCGGAUUGUGGGAAACAUUUCCAGCAGAAUUCCAAUCUGGUUAUACACCAGAGAAUUCACACAGGACAGAAACCGUAUGAGUGUCCAGACUGUGGGAAAAGUUUUUGUCGAAACUCCAACCUGGUGAUACACCAGAGGACUCACACAGGAGAGAAACCAUAUGAAUGUCCAGAUUGUUGGAAAAGUUUCAGUCGUAAUUCUGCCCUAGUGACGCACAUGAAGACUCACAGGAGACAAAACCUAUGAGUGCCCAAUUGUGGGAAAGCUUUCAGUUGGAAUUCCCAUCUGGUGGAAUCAUAGAGAACUGACAUAGAAGAGGAGCCCUUUGAAUGUCCCAAUUAUUAGCUUUCACAAGUACUGUAGGUCUAAUCUAAUAAUUCAAGUCAGUUUACACACAGAUCAGAAGCCAUUCAGAUGCCCAAACUGGUCAGUGUUUCAGUCACAACUCUUUACUAUUGUUAAAGACAAGAGGACUCGUACAGGAGAAAAGCCAUCAGCUUUCUGAUUGUAAGGAAAGCUUGAUGGGGUCAAAGAAAAUUUCAAUAAUUCACAGGGAUAUACAUUGCUUGUUUUCAGCUUGCUGGAUUAAUUUCUGCCAAAAGACCAAAAGAAAUGCUCAGACAUGAUUUGCUUGCAAAAAUCAAUAAAUCAGUAAAUGAGAAUUAGGAUUUCAACAAGAGUUUUCUGAAGGCAUAGUAAGAAACUAUAUGUGUUAUAAUAAUAUUCCUAAGGCAUCAAAACCAUUCUUAUUAUAUCCAAUUUGAUAUAUUACAAAAAAUAGGAGUCCAGGGGGGCAGUGGCUAGAAUGUAGUAUUGCAAAGGCAGUAACCAUUCCAAUAUACUGGUAGUCCUUCACUUACAACCAUUCACACGGGGGAGAAACUAUUCAAAUGCCCAGAUUGUGGACAGUGUUUCAUACAACAUUCCUCCUUUAUCACACAUAAGAAAUUCCAUGAGAAAAAAUUUGAUGUAUGCAGAGGAUUCUUGAAUUUUAUUUCUCGUUUCUGAUUGCAAGCUCAGCUGACAAAUUAACAACUUUAAUGUCUUGCCUCAUUCUUUUUAAUCAAACAUGUCUUACUUAAUAUUGAACAUGAGGAAGGGGAUCUGAGUUGGCAAGUCCAAGCUCUUUCUGAGAUUCCUUGCUUCUCGUGCAAGUGGAUAUGUACGCAUAUGUGCAUGCUUGCCUGCCACUUGUGGAGCUUGGUGAUUACCUGUAUUAUGUACACCAAAGAUUCAACUUUAAACACAAUAGAGGAAUGGUUGGUGAUGGUGAUGGAAUUUUCAGAGACAACUAUAUUGAUUUCCUCAGUUGGAGAGAAGACAUUCUCUACAUUAAUUACUGAUUGGAAGUUUGUUAGAGAUGUGCGUGAAACAGAACAAAAAAAUGAAGUUAUCAUUUAUAGUUGUGAUUAUAAAAAACAAACCAGUUAAU